AUGGUGAGAAAUUAUGUGCGAAAAACACAGAGAGGUGCAACAAAUGAUAGGAUAAAGUCAGCGUUAGAAGCUAUGGAGAUGGACUGCAGUCUGAAAAAUGUUGCAUCAGAAUUUAGUAUUAACAAAAAAACAUUACAACGUCAUCGAGAUGGAAAAGUAAAGGUAGUUGGUGGUUUAUCUCUGGGUGGUAAAUCUCCUGUAUUUAGUAAAGAUUUUGAAUUAAACAUUGUAACACAAGUUCAGAUUAUGGAAAGAGCAUUAUUUGGCUUGACAACAAUAGAUAUACGUUGCUUAGCAUAUGAUUUUGCUAAACAAAUGGGAAUUGAAAAUCCUUUUAAUAAUGAAUCAAAAAUGGCAGGAAAGGAUUGGCUGCAAGGAUUUAUGUCUCCCAACACACAACUUUCUAUUCGAACCCCACAAGCCACCAGUGUAAGCAGAGCUGUUGACUUCAAUAAACCAAAGUUAAAUCAGUUUUUUUCAGUAUACAAGUCUUUAUUUGAGGAACAUAAGUUUUCAGCCAAACAGCUCUGGAAUAUGGAUGAAACUGGAAUAACAAAUGUCCAUAAGCCAGGAAAAAUAAUUGCAACAAAGGGAAAACGACAAGUUUCAAAAAUAACUUGUGGAGAAAGAGGUGCUACUGUGACUGUCGUGUGUGCAAUGAGUGCAAGUGGUGUUUAUGUCCCACCAUUAUUUAUAUUCCCCCAUAAGCGAAUGACUGAUAGGCUGGCUUUUGAUGCACCUUCAGUGUCAACUGUUAGAGUUAGCUCCAGUGGAUGGACAGAUUCAUCUUUAUUCAUCGAAUGGUUAACACAUUUUGUUUCUGUGACUCAUGCAGCUAAAAUAAUGAGCAAUUAA
Hydra vulgaris (swiftwater hydra) is the source of this 855-nucleotide messenger RNA. RefSeq lists its product as uncharacterized. The record is from RefSeq and is a predicted model, not a curated record. Gene Ontology annotation, cellular component: nucleus. Gene Ontology annotation, molecular function: DNA binding. Lineage: Eukaryota; Metazoa; Cnidaria; Hydrozoa; Anthoathecata; Hydridae.